GGGAGGGAGGAUUGGGCGGCCCAGGCGGCGGCGGCGCGGGGCUCGCUCCUCCCCCGCGCCCUCAGCCAUUUUAGCAGCCGGUACCGCCGCCGGUAGCGCAGUGAUCUGCGCCGGCAGCGCCGGGGCUGGGCACGGUCUAAUCAACACUGCAAAUCAGUGUCUAAUCAACAGUCAUCACUGUGAGAUCCCUUAAGAAAAAGGCUAUGGCAAAGCGGUUAAAAGCUAAACCCAUCUCGGACAAGCCGGGGAGCCCCUACCGCUCUGUCACUCACCUGGACUCACUAGCCAACAUAAACAUCCCUGGAGCAGACACGCUGGACAAGCUCUUUGACCAUGCUUUAGCAAAGUUUGGCAAGAAGGACUGUCUUGGAACCAGGGAAAUUCUGAGUGAAGAAAAUGAAAUGCAACCGAAUGGAAAAGUAUUCAAAAAGUUAAUUCUAGGAACUUACAGAUGGUUAUCCUACGAAGAUGUGAACGAGAAAAUUACUCGCCUGGGGAAUGGACUGACUGCCCUGGGGCUAACCCCGAAAAGCACCGUCGUCAUAUUCUGUGAGACCCGAGCUGAGUGGAUGAUUGUGGCUCUCACCUGCUUCAAGUACAACUUCCCUCUUGUCACUCUCUAUGCCACCCUGGGGGAAGAGGCAGUGACCUAUGGUCUCAACGAGUGUGGAGCAUCAUACCUGGUCACGAGUGUGGAACUCCUUGAGAGCAAACUUAAGACUGCACUGCUGGAAGUCUCCUGUCUGAAACAUAUAAUUUAUGUGGACAAGAAGACAGUCAAUAAAUCAGAAUACCCUGAAAAUGUGGAGAUUCAUAGUAUGCAGGCAGUAGAAGAGCUGGGAGCCAAACCAGAAAACUCAAGCAUUCUGCCAAGCAGACCUGUUCCUACAGACUUGGCUUUAGUAAUGUACACCAGUGGCUCUACUGGGAGACCCAAAGGAGUGAUGAUGAUGCAUAAAAACUUAAUAGCUGGAAUGACAGGACAGUGUGAGAGAAUACCUGGACUGGGACCCAAGGAUACUUAUAUUGGUUAUUUGCCUCUGGCCCAUGUGUUAGAACUGACAGCAGAAGUUUCCUGCAUCACUUAUGGCUGCAGGAUUGGUUACUCCUCUCCUCUCACUCUCUCAGAUCAGUCAAGUAAAAUUAAGAAGGGAAGCAAAGGAGACUGUACUGUACUUAGGCCGACACUGAUGGCAGCUGUGCCUGAAAUAAUGGACAGAAUUUACAAAAAUGUCAUGAGUAAAGUUCAAGAGAUGAACUACAUUCAGAGAACUCUGUUCAAGAUAGGCUAUGACUACAAAUUGGAACAGAUCAAGAGGGGAUAUGAUGCACCUCUGUGUAACAUACUGUUGUUUAAAAAAGUAAAGGCCCUGCUGGGAGGGAAUGUCCGGAUGAUGCUUUCUGGAGGAGCACCACUCUCACCUCAGACACAACGAUUCAUGAACAUCUGUUUCUGCUGUCCUGUUGGGCAAGGCUAUGGACUGACAGAAACGUGUGGAGCUGGAACCAUUACAGAAGUUGCUGAUUACAGCACUGGCAGAGUUGGAGCUCCUCUUAUUUGUUGUGAAAUAAAACUGAGAGACUGGCAAGAAGGAGGCUAUACUAAUAAAGACAAGCCUAAUCCUAGAGGAGAAAUUAUAAUUGGUGGACCCAACGUCUCCAUGGGAUAUUUUAAAAAUGAAGAGAAGACAACAGAAGAGUUUUCUGUUGAUGAGAAUGGCCAGAGAUGGUUCUGUACAGGAGAUAUUGGGGAAUUUCAUCCAGAUGGGUGUCUGCAGAUCAUAGAUCGUAAGAAGGACUUGGUAAAGCUACAGGCAGGAGAAUAUGUAUCUCUGGGCAAAGUAGAGGCAGCACUGAAGAACUGCCCAUUGAUUGACAAUAUCUGUGCUUAUGCCAAAAGUGACCAGUCGUACGUGAUCAGUUUUGUGGUCCCUAACCAGAAGAAGCUGACAGCAUUGGCUGAGCAGAAAGGCAUCAGUGGAAGCUGGGUGGACAUUUGUAACAAUCCUACAAUGGAAGCAGAAAUACUGCGAGAGAUUAAAGAAGUGGCAAACAAGAUGAAAUUAGAAAGGUUUGAAAUCCCCAUCAAGGUCAGGUUAAGCCCUGAGCCGUGGACCCCUGAGACUGGGCUGGUAACAGAUGCCUUCAAGCUGAAAAGGAAAGAACUGAAAAACCAUUACCUCAACGACAUUGAAAGAAUGUAUGGAGGCAAAUGAACAGCUCUGCUGACCUGGCAGCUGUGCAGGUGGCUCCUCCUCAUGCCUCAGUUCUGGAUGUCUGUGUGUACUGUAGAUAUCACACAUUCAAAAAAUACACCAAAUGGACAACUGUUUCUGUAAUCUCUAUCAAGUGAAACAGAGACUAUCUUAGACUCCAAAUUCUUAUUUGUUAGCAGAUUAGACACUGAUGGUCUUCAUAGAGUUUUGUGUGAUCAUCUCCAGUUUUGAGACAGACAUCAUUAUGUGAAGCAGUGUGACCAGGUAAUUUUAUUGUUUCUCUAGCAUAUUCAGACUGCUUACAACUUCUCUCAUGCUGAAGUCUGGCCUGUAUUUCAAAGAGGAAAAAAUAAUGCAAUUGUGAUGAUUCUUCUGUCAUCAUAAAACACUUGUAAUAAGAUAUUUCCCUCUAGCAAGGAGGGAAAAGGAGUAUCCAAUGUCUACCCUUCUCCAUUUAAAAACAAAACCUAUACAACAGCAGUAGUCAAGAACUUGCUAGAGAUCACUAAUAAUGCACUGCUUGAAAAUGGAUGGAUUCUUCUGCACAUCAAUAUCUUGAAUCUUUACAGUGCCUACAAAAGAAUAGACAGUACACUUGCUGAAAUAAAGGUGAACUGAAAAGCUUUCUAAAAACAAAUUAUAAGAAAUUUCAGUCAAGAGCAUUGAAUUAACUAUUUCAACUUCCAACUCACCAAACAGGUUUUUAAUUGCCACUGCAUUUUAAUUCAAGCAGAGCUUUCCACUGGACACAGAGUAUAAAAGAAAAGAAAGACUUGCACAACUCUGGGGGUGCUGAUGAGAAAUCAGUGCCUGAAUGCAGAACUUGCAUCUGGACUGGCAGACAGCUGUGAAACUGAUGGGCAGUGGUCUCUAAACAGACUUGAAACUCAGAGGAGUUUUGGUGGGUUUUUUCAGAGGUGGUUGAUGCUUUUAAGGCAAUGAUUCUCUAGACCUUCACAUACAUGUGAGUACUGGUACAGGUUACCUGGGUGUAACUUGGAGGAUCAGGUUUUAAAUGUCUGCAUUCCUUUGUGGAAGGUAUUUCCGUUCACCUUUUAACUGUGGUAAGCUGGAUAAGGCAGAAACCAACAGGAGUUUCCCUGUCCAGUCUUGUUUUACUUACAGAAAAGUAGUCUGUGGCCAGGGAAUCUUUGUUUCCUGGAAACUUGUAAAAAGGGACAAAUCACUCUACAGAAAUUCAUUAUAAAAAUGUUCUCUUAUUAACUGGAAGUCAUAGAUGUGAAGAAGGAGGAAGAUAUAAUUUAAUAAUAGUUCAUCAUUUUGUGUGCCGAAUCCUGUACGGUGUCUUCUUUGAAUUGUAACUGAGCUCCUGCAUCCCUGUCAGCUCUUCACACUUGAACCAUAAGUGCUGUAAAAAGUGGAGGCUCUUGAUACUGUUCUACUUUGCACUUUCUUAAUCGUUUUAUAUAUGUUGCUUACAUUUUGUACAGCUGUGGCCCUCAUCUGCUCUAUAUUGCAAAUUCAUUUGAAAGUAUUUAUAGAUUUCUAUUCAUAACAUUUGUGUUGUGUAUAUGAUGGUUAAAAAAACUAUUUGGUAUUGUCACUGUACAGAAAGUAAAAGAUUUUGUACAUUGCUUCUCUUGAGCACACGAGCUUGCAAUUUCAAGACAAGUUUUUCUUUUUCUGCAUGUAUAUGUAUUUUUAUUUUCCAGUUAAAAUAGACUUUGGCAAAAAUAAACAAUGGCUCUACACUCCUCAAGUAAAGCAUCCCUUCUCCUGGGGACCAACUUCAAACUUCACCAUGCAUAAUUUUCUCUGGCUAGUGCAGAACACUGCCUGCUGACCUUCCAAGAACCUUGAGAGGAAAGAGAGUAAGAAAAUCUGGUAUACAAAGGUGAUGGUAUCCAGUUGUGCAUGGAACUAAAAGAGUCACUAAAAGGAACAAGGAAACAGCUUUUCUAAAAAAUCUUCUUUUUAAGAUACACACAGUUGUUUUGUGACAACUUUCUUAAAAUUCUCUAAUCCUAUUAAUUCCCACAGGGAAUAUAUCCCAUAUCAGUAGCAACUUGUAAAAUUACUUGGUCCUGGAGCCAUGGUACCAAUUUUUCCAUGUUUUAAAACUGGUCUCUAUUCAGUAGCCUUUAGUCAGCCUAUUAGCAUCACAAAAGUGAAAUACAUGUAUGAAAGAUACUUCCACUUGAGUCUGUCAGCAGGUUCUAAGACUAUUUUUUUUAAGCCAUGAAUGUAUUUAUAUGAAAUGUAUUUUAUCUUCUGUGUCUUGGUUGACUGAGGAUUGCUAUUUUCAAAAUAUAUGUACACACAUAACACAAUGUUAACAUUUCAAAAGUGGAAUACAACUUAAAUGAUUCAACAA
This is a messenger RNA of Onychostruthus taczanowskii (white-rumped snowfinch), 4551 nucleotides long. RefSeq names its product acyl-CoA synthetase long chain family member 4 (gene ACSL4). Gene Ontology annotation, molecular function: arachidonate-CoA ligase activity. The record is from RefSeq and is a predicted model, not a curated record. Gene Ontology annotation, biological process: long-chain fatty acid metabolic process; long-chain fatty-acyl-CoA metabolic process; neuron differentiation. Lineage: Eukaryota; Metazoa; Chordata; Aves; Passeriformes; Passeridae. The transcript is spliced from 16 exons. Gene Ontology annotation, cellular component: endoplasmic reticulum; lipid droplet; plasma membrane. Bases 204 to 2216 code for a protein of 670 amino acids.